Messenger RNA from Fusarium graminearum PH-1, 1278 nucleotides. RefSeq lists its product as uncharacterized. Lineage: Eukaryota; Fungi; Ascomycota; Sordariomycetes; Hypocreales; Nectriaceae. The record is from RefSeq and is a predicted model, not a curated record. The transcript has 3 exons. Gene Ontology annotation, molecular function: RNA binding. Bases 1 to 1278 code for a protein of 425 amino acids.
AUGUUCAUUGGUGGUCUCAACUGGGAAACUACCGACCAAUCUCUAAGAGACUACUUCGCCCAAUUCGGCGAGGUCGUUGAAUGCACCGUCAUGAGAGAUAGCAGCACAGGACGAUCACGAGGAUUCGGUUUUCUCACAUUUAAGGAUGCCAAGACAGUCAACAUCGUGAUGGUCAAGGAGCAUUUCCUGGAUGGCAAGAUUAUUGAUCCCAAACGGGCCAUUCCCCGAGACGAGCAAGAAAAGACAAGCAAGAUUUUCGUUGGUGGUGUCAGCCAAGAGACAACCGACCAGGAGUUUAAGGAAUACUUUGCCCAGUUCGGUCGCGUCGUGGACGCGACCCUCAUGAUGGACAAAGAUACCGGCCGGCCACGAGGGUUCGGCUUUGUCACGUUUGAGAACGAAGCUGGUGUCGAUGCCUGCAUCAACGUCCCACUAGAGAUCCACGGAAAGCCUAUCGAGGUCAAGAAGGCUCAGCCUAGAGGCAAUCUUCGAGAAGAAGAGGAGGCCUCGCGACGUGGCAAGUUCAGAAAAGACGGCGACCAGUCUAACCAAGGCUCUAUGGGCCAGCAGAUGGGCAACAACAACGGCAUGACACCUCAGGUCAUGGCCCAAUACUUUCAACGUAUGCAGCAAUACUUCACCAUGAUGCAGUCCCAGAUGGCCAUGAGCCGAGGAAUGCCCAUGAACCCAGCCAUGUGGCAGAACAUGAUGCAGAUGCAGCAGAUGCAGCAGCAGAUGAUGGGUGGCCGCGGAGGUGGCGCCAAUGCCCAAAACAUGAUGCAGAACAUGAACCCUCAGAUGGCGCAACAGAUGCAACAGCAAAUGCAACAGAUGAUGCAGCAACAGGGUCAGCAAGGCGGCCAAGACGCUGGCUCAGGCAGUGCCAGUCCCACUGCAUCAACCAACGGUGGUGCCGGCCGAGGAUAUGACAACAACAAUAAUUUCAACCAGUACCAACAGCAACAACCCCAGGGCGGCCGUCGUGGAGGACGCGGCGGCUACGGUGGCCAUGGAGGAGGACAUGGAGGUUACAACAUGGGCGGAGGUGGCGGAGCUCCAACUUCAUGGGAAGGCAUGUAUGAUGAUGUCCCACAACCAAACCCCAACCAAGGCCCUGGCAGCUUCAAUCGUGCUGGUAGUGUUGGCGGAAGCUCUGACCCUCAACAUGCACCACCCGCCAACGCACCCACUGGUCCCAAGAACGCUGGUAAACCAGGAGCCAACUACCGUGGUGGCGGACGAGGUGGAAACCGCGGAUUCCACCCCUACUCACGAUAG